CGCAUAUUAUGGACUGCAACCUGCUGAUUCCUGUUAGACUCUGACACUCCGCCUGUGGGAGUAGGUGACUGUCGCUGAGAGCGCUUCGAACAGUUUAAGGACCCAGUGCGCAGCUUUGGGAAAGCCAUAAAUCCAGGCGAGUAGAUAAAUCCGCUAUCACAACCCGCUCGGACGGACUUUGGUUACCAUUACGCGCAUUUUUACUUUCGGAUAGGCGACUGAAGCUCCAAGCCAGCCACUCUUGGGACUCCGGAGAGCCACCGCGGGACAACACGAUGACCAUCCGCUGGCUUGCCUUGGUCGGAUUGUGGUGGAGCGCUUAUUACUGCAUGUUCACAGUCGCGGGGAGUAAUUAUUCACUGGAUGGAAAUAACGAGGUUCAAGCAGGUUUCACCCACCGGCGGCUGAGGACGCACGAGAAGAGGGAGAUGCAGAAGGAGAUCCUGUCCAUCCUGGGGCUGCCGCACAGACCGAGACCGCAUUUGUCAAACGGAAAAUACAACUCCGCUCCGCUUUUCAUGCUGGACUUAUACAACACUAUAUCCAGCGAGGAGAAGAGCCAAGUGGAAAGCAGGCUGGAGCGAUAUCAGGCCAUGCGGACGACCCAGAGCCCUCCCCUGGCCACAUAUCAAGAAACUGCCUUUCUAAAUGAUGCAGACAUGGUGAUGAGCUUCGUUAAUUUAGUGGAGUACGACAGGGAGCUCUCACCGCACAGGCGUCACCACAAGGAGUUCAAGUUCAACCUCUCGCAGAUCCCAGAGGGUGAGGCCAUCACCGCCGCCGAGUUUCGCCUCUACAAGGAGUGCGUGAGUCGUGCCUUCCGCAACGACACCUUCCUGCUCAAAGUCUACCAGGUGGUCAAGGAGCACCCUGACAGAGAGGCAGAUCUGUUCCUGCUGGAGUCUCGCAGCUUGUGGGCGGCUGAGGAGGGCUGGCUGGAGUUUGACAUCACUGCCACUAGUAACCUGUGGGUGAUGAGUCCUGCACACAACCUGGGUCUGCAGAUCAGCGUGGAGACCAGCAGCGGACAGAGCGUCAGCUCCAAGGAGGCGGGGCUCGUAGGACGUGACGGUGCACUGGAUAAGCAGCCUUUCAUGGUGGCGUUCUUUAAAGUCAGUGAAGUGCACAUCCGCACCGUCCGCUCCGCUAGUGGGAGACGGCGCCAGCCGCACCGCAAUCGAUCCGCACAACCGCCAGAUGGAUCUAGAGGGCCGGGCCCAGCAGACUACAACAGCAGCGAUCAGAAGACAGCAUGCAGAAGACACGAGCUGUACGUCAGCUUCAGAGAGCUGGGCUGGCAGGACUGGAUUAUUGCUCCUGACGGCUAUGCAGCCAACUACUGUGAUGGAGAAUGCUCCUUCCCCCUUAAUGCCCACAUGAAUGCCACCAACCACGCCAUUGUGCAGACGCUGGUGCACCUGAUGAACCCCGAGAACGUACCGAAGCCGUGCUGCGCCCCCACCAAGCUGCACGCCAUUUCAGUGCUCUAUUUCGACGACAACUCCAACGUCAUACUGAAGAAAUACAAGAACAUGGUGGUGCGGGCCUGCGGCUGCCACUGACACGAGCGAAGAGUGGUGGUGCUUCAGUCAAAGUUGGGUGUACGUUGACCUCAGGUAGACACCGGAUUCCCGCCCAAAUCUUCAACAUGCAAAGGAACGUCCAGCCUGAAAGAUCAUAUCCGUGUUCCAUUUCCAUAAUUGUUAAACCUGCUAACAUAUCAAGUAGCAAGUGACCAUUCCCCACCACAUGGGGAUCAUCCAUAGGCAACUUCACCUUGUUCCAGUCUUGAGCCACCAAGUUGUCUACCACCCUUCCUGUUAGCUGUGGACUGGGGUCUUCUCUUCAUGGGUCUGCAACUGAGUGAAUGACUGUGUGUGUAUGUGUGUGUGGGGGGGAGGCAUUUAAGCAUUUAAGUUUGUAUAUUAUGUGUUUACUGAAGUGUGUGUAUGAAUGCCUGAGAGGCUACUGCACCUUCUCCCUCCCUGAGAGGGUGAAACUGAACUGUCGUGGGACCAGUCAGAGUGCUGCUUUCUUUCCCGUCUUCUCUCCAACAUAGAAAAAAAAAGCAAGGUGCAUCGGUUCUCGCAGGAGGCUCUAAUAAUGAACAGCUUCCCUACAGCACAUGACACUGCAGGGCUAACACCCCCGUCAUAUUUCCAAGUGGUGUGAAUCAGCCCGACUUUCGUUUUUCUGUGCAAAAUGUUGUUAACCAAAACAAUCUAAUACAAACUGAAUGAUACUUUGGAGUCAGCACACUCAUAUUUCCUUCCUCCCCUCUGCUGUUUUUUUUUCUCUUCUUGAGCCAUAUUUGCCUUCCCAAAAAUAUAAUAUGGACUGAACCAAAGUGACCGCAGGCUAUUUUAGUAGUGGACCGCUCCAAAUAUCCCCCCUGACACCACCACCAUCACCACCUCCCCUCCUCCAUGUCAAUAUUUGCCAGGCUGGGGCUGAGCUGCGAUUCACCAGGCUGGUUCAACAUGAUGCAUGUUGUGGCUAAACUGAUGUUUUUCUCCAAAGAACCGAAGAAUACAGCCUUAUCCCUCGGACAUACCACAAAUGGCCAUUUCCAUGUUGCUGCUCUCGCAAAGUUAACAAACGCUUCCACUCCUGACAGCCCAUCAUGAAAUAGUGGAAAAAAAACAUUUAGCUUUCAAGAAAAAAAAAAAAAAGCCCGCAGAACGGUUUGUGUCAGCGUUCUGAAAUUAGCCGGUUGCUUUUUCAACCCUGAGGGUGAAACUGUUCGGAUAUGGACAGGUGACAAAUUAAUGGAAAAACCUGAAUGCUCAAACCCUGCAGAGUGGGGGUAUCUCGUACUUUUUUUUUUAAGCAUUCAUUGGCGGGAUCAGUUUGUUCUGUGUGUUAAAUCUUGAAGGGAAUGGCCGCUUCUGGGAUAACAGCUCUGCCCUUUUCAUAGAGCCUGUGGCCCUCAAGUCACCAGAUCUCAAUCCAGUUUGGUAAAUUUUCGACCAAUCUAUAACCUCUAAGUUUUAGAGAGCUGAAGAAUUAAAAAUAAACGUGCAUUCAAGCAGUUUUGCUGAAAAGCAGUGCCCGGUUUUUCCUUUAAUUUGUCACCUGUCACGUUGCAACGUCUUCCCAACUGAGUAUGUAACUGUGAGCUUUAAAUGACAUGAGAACUUUUAGAGCAUAUUUUAAUGAAAAACUAAUACCAGUAAGAAUCAGAAUACCUUACGUGCCUAACCAAUCAUACAUUACAAAAUAUACCUCUGGUAAGCUGCUGUUUACAUUUGUGAUCAUGUUUAGUUUUUUGUAAAUACUUGUACAUUCUCAGCUUAUUUAUUGCACCUUUUAUUAAAAAGAGAAAAAAAAAAAUCACAUACGUUAUUAACAGAGAUGCAAGAGCAAAAUGAAAAUGCAAAGUUAUUUUUGAGAAAAAUUUAUUACGAAAUCUCAUGUUACAUUUUGCCAUUAUUCACUCUUUUUUUGUACAAAAUCUGUGGGUAGUGCACAAACUAUAACCCAUGAAAAGGAAAAAAAAAACAAAAAAAAACAUGACUGUGUCACUGGAGUUGCUUAGACCAUGUGCUAUCCAUAAAAACUUUUACUGAGAAAAAACUGUGUCUCAGACUGUUUGAGUACCUGGGUUUAACAAUAAAUGGUGCCCUGCAUUCACACAACACAUGCUUUCCACAUAACCCGGGUCAAAGAGCAUUUGCCUAACAGGUGGGUGCAGUUUACAACACCGCAGUUAAUUGCAGAAAAGUGCACUGAAACACUGCAAAUGCUUUUUCACUAAGGUCUGACCUUCGAAUCCCCCCGAAAAUUAUUUCUGUGUUGAAUUUUAAUGCUGCCAGUUCCAACCCACUUCAAUGAUUAACUAUAAUCAGAACCUCAUCGUCCAUUUUAUUCAGUCUGAUGGCUCUGGUGUCCAAAGGUCUAAAUCAUCCCGAUACACUGUUCUCAACUUAGGCUGUCGCUUCAGUAAGAAUAAAUGGAAAUCACAGUGAGAACGUGGAUACGAUGGGAGUUGAGCUCACCCUGAGCAGCAGUUCGACCUUUCAGUGCUGACGAUGAGCGACCAUGCUGUUCCCAAAUCCUUCUAACAUCGGUAGGAUAAGCCUGGCCUGAAGAAUACAAACAUUCACAUGUUUUUACAUCGACACGGAAGAAUGUUAAGGAGACUUCACAUCAACGAUGGCUUGUCCAAACAGAAGCAGUAACACAAAAGAUCAGUAACAGAGCGAUGGGGCAGCAUGGUCCAGGCCUAACACUCCCAAUGCUAAGAGCAGAGAGGGAUGGUCGAUCACUGAGACUAAAAUAAUCGGUCACAAUCUGGUAAUCAUGAUUAACAGAAAAAAAAAAAAGUUGUCAGAUUCAGUAAAAUCACAGACUCCUCCAUCACAUCUCCUCCCAGUCUGUGUGGUUUCUUCCCUGAGAGUUAAGUCAGA
Messenger RNA from Oreochromis niloticus (Nile tilapia), 4409 nucleotides. RefSeq names its product bone morphogenetic protein 6 (gene bmp6). Gene Ontology annotation, molecular function: growth factor activity; cytokine activity. Gene Ontology annotation, cellular component: extracellular region. The transcript has 8 exons. Gene Ontology annotation, biological process: BMP signaling pathway. The coding region runs from base 276 to 1562 and encodes 428 amino acids. The record is from RefSeq and is a predicted model, not a curated record. Lineage: Eukaryota; Metazoa; Chordata; Actinopteri; Cichliformes; Cichlidae.